Chilo suppressalis (striped riceborer) is the source of this 7359-nucleotide messenger RNA. NCBI's taxonomy places the organism in Eukaryota, Metazoa, Arthropoda, Insecta, Lepidoptera, Crambidae. The record is from the annotation of a GenBank genome assembly.
AUCUCCGGCCAUAUCCAGUCUGUUUGUGUUUGUUUGUUGGUUUGUUUUGGUUGGAGGGAGGCACAGCAUGAGUACUUUUAUUGGAGGUUGGGGGUGUUGUUUGUUGAAUUGUAUUAGUAAAUACUUAAAUCUUUAAAUAAUAAAAAGAAAAAAGGGUAAAGCUCUUCUGAACACUCCUAUUGGAAGUUUUGUUCUUUGUUACUGGAAAGCAAGAUAAAAUGGGGAUGACAGAGAGAAAUUCUGAAAACGGAGUUUUUGAGCUUCUUUCAGAGCUGAGCAGCAGUUUUGCUUCAAAACAUAGCCAUCAAAACGGUAUAUCACUUAAGCGGUCAGCUAACAAAAUGAGAACUUAUGCGUAUGAAAUUAUUUUGAAGAAAACGACAACAAAAAUUCCUUCUUCUGAAAGAGAUCCAAUGGUUGAUUUGUUGUCUUAUUAUCUAGUCGCUCAACAAAGUGCUAAAAAUGUGGCCGAAUACAGGAGAUGUGUACAGUUGAAGAAGGUCAUUAGUACAAUUCGGCAAAAAGACUUUGGUGAAAUUAAGGAUAAUGUUAACAGUGUACUAAAGUUUUUAGUUAGUUUGAGCAAUACUGUUAAAGAUGAUUUGUCAUCAGAAAUGUACCAGAAACCUUUUUCAUUUGGCCUUUUUGAUGAGAUGUUACCGAAGCCUCCACAAGAAGCGUUUGGUUCGCCCCAACCUUAUUCAUAUUUCCCACCACAUGUGUUCGAUCUACCGUUUUCGCUAAAGAGGCAAGAAGGCAAGCUUGAUCACCAUAAAUCUCAAACUUACACAGAAUAUACUGUUGAGAGUUUUGAUUCUCAGUCAUACUUGGGUGAUACCGGGUCUCAGUUGCGUGGGACUUCAGAUGUAAAGACAUUUCUUAGUCCUAUGUCACUGGCUUCCAUGACAUCAACGCAUCUGUCGCCCUACUCGGAGAGUGUCAUGUUUCGGUAUCCGAGAUUAACUGCUCCUCGAGAUUUGCAAAUACCUUCAUCAAUCAAUGAACCUAAUAUUAAGAUAUCAUUUAACAAUACAAGUGUCAAGUCUGAAGUAAAUGAGGUGUUCAGAGCUAAUACGGAUGAGGAUUCUUUAGACAUUUGGGAGUUAGCAACGCAACUGGACAAAGAGCUGCCUGAUAAUAUCUGGGAACUUGUUUCAAAGAUGCCGCCUUCGACCGAGAGGCAGCUCAUAGCGAGUUCGUCUCGUGAGCUCGGCCUGUGGCAUCGAUUGUACGCAGGCAGAAUGACUUCCCUCCACGUCAUAUCAGAGAAGACUUUCAUCAGGCACCUUAUGUAUCUCCUUAUCGGCAUUGAAACCAGUUCGUUUCCGUUCAGCGAGGAGUCGAACCGAUUCUACAUGAAGCAAGAUCUCAUUCUAGAAGGCAUAUCUCUGGAGAGAUUAAGAAACUACGUGACAGACUUAUUGCUCAUCGGCACUUACUAUAGGAGUUUGUACCGAUUCGCUUUUAACCAGUCUUUGGAAGACCACUUCCAUACUAAAGGUUUAGUGUAUGAGGCAGCCAGAGAAGUAGUCAGACAAUAUUUGUUAGAAUUUCGCCUGUUGGCCACUGAGAUAUACGAGGAAUGUACCAAGAGUGGAUCUGAGGACCUAAACUGUAUGCCUACACUUCUUCAAAUACUGCAUCACAUGGAACCGCUCAAAUACGAGAUCGAAACUGUUGUUUCUAUCUAUAGGACUAAUGAACCAGAAGUAAAGUCGUCGUUGCCGUACGGCGCCGAGUUGAUGUCGUAUUUGUUCAACGAAAUAUCUCUGGUAACCCACACGAACACCUCCCGCACUAUGUUUACGUCACUGUUCUCCAUUUGCAAGGUGUAUUUCAAGUUUAUAGAAAAGUUCAUAUUCGAAGGCGAGUUAGACGAUACCUACAACGAGUUCUUCAUCCGCAAAGACUCACAAUUUGUGAACUGCCGAUCCAAACGGUACUGGGACAAAGGGUUUCAUAUAACGCAGAGCUUGGCUGUGCCAGAGUUUCUAAGGCCCCUGGCUAAAUAUAUACUGCUGUGUGGGAAGUCGCUGAGGCUGUUGAAGAUGUGCAAUCCUAACGACCCGCUAGUGGUGCUGAUAUCAUCAGACCACCCGUCCAUAGAGUGUUGGCCCACAUUUGAGGAAUGCUCGCGAUAUCAAAGCGUCCUCGACGUAUAUCGCACUCGCUGUUUAUUCGUUGGCGGAGAGAGGGCUUCUUUCCACCAACUGUUGCUGAACAAGGAGGCAGAAAGGAAGGCCUUCGCUGAAAUGGCCUCUGUCAAACAGGCAGAGACUAUGGAGAAGAUCGUCGCGGAACGUAAAAGACUGGCCCAGUUGAUAAUCGCGGAGAAGCAGCACUCGUUGCGCGUACUAGAGGCCGCUAUGGCUGAAGCGAAAGCGGCCAAGCUUAAGACGAGGCAGCGGGAGAGACGUCGCUCACAGCUGGAGAGGGAAGCGGAGCGAGCGAGCGAUCAGGUCGAUUCCAAACUGAGGGACGACGAAAGAAACAAAAUAAUGGAGUAUUAUUCAAAACUCAACAUGGAGGUCGAGAAGAGCAAAAUUCAUACCGAGUGGAAAAUCAAACGAUUACAACUGGACCAAAGCAGGAUACAGCUGCUUUCUACGGAAGAAAGGAAUUUAAAGAGAGAAAAACUAGAAUUGGAGCAUCAAAAGAAUGGGGAGAUGGCAAUGUCGAUAACUCAGGAUUAUAAUACUGAUAUUGAGUCUAAAGAAGAAGGUGAUAAUUUUGAAAAUGCUACUGUUGAUGAGACGGCAAAAACAGAAAAGAGUACUCAAGACCCUGUAACUAAGUCUCAAACCUCCAGCGCUGUUCUAAGUGUUAUAUGCAACGCGGCCAAAAGUAUAUUUAGCGUUAGAAAAACUGCCGACGACAAGAAUUGUGAUAACAAACAGAAUUUAGAUGCUCAAGGCAAUAUCGUUUGCGGUGAUACAGAAGUCAAUUCCAAUGAUAACGCAACAGUCACAUCUAGUGGAGUGAUCGGCAAUGACCUAAACGAAGACUACGACAAUAUUCAGUUUCUGAAGAUGAGACAUGAAGCUUUGUUGAACAAGCAAAAAGUUAUGUCCCACGAAUUCGAAAAAACAGAUAAAGAGAACAAUCAAAUGAAAUAUCCCCUCAUUAAAACGACAAAUGUUGACAAAGAAAAUAAUAUGCAAGAGUGGUCACAAUACGAAGAAGCACGGCGGAAUAAGCUUAAAGUUUUAGGUGAUGAGUUCGGCUUAAAACCUGAAGUAAGACAUGUUUCGGAACCAAAGACUGAUGCUCAGAAGGAAGCGUUGAUCAACAAACAAAAAGUGCUGGGAGUUGAAUAUAAUCUUCCACUAGAAUUAACUAGGAAAGAACCAGCUAAUAUAGCACAGGAAGAAGCGUUGAUCAACAAACAAAAAGUGCUGGGAGUUGAAUACAAUCUUCCACUAGAAAUAACUAGGAAAGAACCAGCUAAUAUAGCACAAGAAGAAGCGUUGAUCAACAAACAAAAAGUACUGGGAGUCGAAUACAAUCUUCCACUAGAAAUAACUAGGAAAGAACCUGCUAAUAUAGCACAAGAAGAAGCAUUGAGGAAUAAAAUUAAAGUACUGGGUUCUGAUUAUGACACGAGGAUGCCUGAAGUCACUCCAAGAAGUGAGAUAGCCAAAAGGUCUGGUCUGACAUUAAAUUUGAAACCGUAUGGAGAACCUAUGGGAUCUAAUUUAGGGCUCAGUCCCAAUACUGGAGCGGUCACGCCUGGAGAACUUUUCCCACGGCUCGACUUAGAAACUCCGACUACGGCCGAUGUGCCAUUAGAAGGCGCCAUGACUGGUGAUGCAUUCACGCCUCGCAGCGAGUUCAUCAAAGACAUAGAAUCGACGGACAAAGAUGAAAAGCAAUUCCGAACCAGCGACGGUUUCAAUUUCCCCGUCGUAGAGGACGAAGACGCAGUAGAAACUGUUAGCGAAGUGAACACAGAAAGUCCAGGGAAUUCCCCGUCUAAAAGCAUAGAUUCUGAAGUUAUCGCUUCCUCGAAACACUAUUCGAUUUUCAAUUUGCUAGACGGCACUUAUAGUCUUGAAGAAUUCGAUCCGUUCAGCGUGAAAGACUUCAAGAAGUAUUCCAAAGAUUUCUUCAGCUGUCGAAUGGAUUCCGAGUCAUCUUGCUACACCCAUCCCGCUAUCACAAUGGAGGAAGUUAAAAAGCCCCCAUACACGAAUAUCUUCGCGACACAUUUCAAAACUGACGAUGACAAAGAUAGAAAGAUCGACAGCAAUAAUAUAGCGACUUUGAGCGCUUGUUUGCAACGUUCAGUCAUGUUACCUCUCACUUAUCAGUUGGAAGUGGUCAACAACUCCAUAUUGACUUACUUUUUGGUGAAUCUCGAUAUGUACGAACAUUUGAGGAGUUUGAAGGAUUAUUUCUUCUUGAUGGACGGGGAAUUCUCGAGGAGCAUUUGCCACAAUCUGUUCACGAAGUUGGAGAAGACGGUCAAUCCACAGGAGUUGUUGAAUUUCGCCACUCUGCACAAUAUUUUGGAUAAGGCUUUAGGGUCAUCGAUAUCGCACGUACACAAGUUCUCUGAGAACCUGUCGUUUAGCUUAACGGAUGUACCGUUGAGCUUGCAGCACAGCUCGCCCGACGUCCUUCAAUGCCUAGCGCUUUCAUACCAAGUGCGAUGGCCCCUCAACAUUAUUCUAUCACAAGAGGCCUCACUCAGGUAUGCAAGGGUGUUCCAGUUCCUUCUUAAGAUGAGGAGAAUAUUUUGGGCGCUCAGUGAAGAUUUUGAGGCUUUAAAGUUGGCAGUUAAACUAUCGAAACAGCAUUCCAGACGUUUAAUAAGAUCGCCCCAAUAUAUAACUGUGCAAAUAUACAGACACAUAAUGGCAUCGAUGAUCCGAGCUCUAGACAACUACAUAGUGACCACUUGCAUUCUCACAUCUUGGACUGAGUUCGAAAGCGAUUUGAAGAAAGCCAGAACUUUGGACGACCUUUACGAUUGCCACGUGGUCUAUAUAAAGAAAGUGCUGUUUAGAUGUCUCUUGAAUAACAGGUCUACGCCAGUGAUGAAGCUCUUGAAUGAUAUGUUUACGGUCAUAUUGAAGUUUAGCCGAGUAUUAAAAGCGGGCGAAUGGCAUCAGCUAGAACCGAAUGGGCCAUUCACUCACUCCAGUUUCAGUCAGCUCGACGAAUUAUACCAUUUAUUUGAGAAACUGGCCAAAUACUUGCACAAAGUGGUGACCAAGCUCAUGGAAUGCGGCUACCAGCGCCAUCUAGUGGAAUUACUGGCCAUGGUUAACCUUAACGGGUACUAUGAGCCUGGAAAUGUCAGAGAUGAACAUAAUAUUAGUGCUGUAUCUACUAAUUAAACAUAAGGGAUAAACAUAUUGUCAAUGUUAUUGACAAUAUUGAUUUCGAAAUUGAACCGUCUUUGUAGUGUCGUGUUUAUAUCAAUGAGCAACAUCUAUUUAAUAUUCUACAUACAUCAAUGUGUUAGGAAUUUCAGUAAAAAUACUAAAUUAAAAAAAAACAAGUUGUCCCGAAAAAGUUCUCUGGACAAUAUGGCGUGUCACUAGUAUGUGACGUCACACGACUGUCAUUAAAAUGUAAUGGAUGACGUCACACGCUAGUAAACCUCCGAUUAAAGUGAUUUUACCGCAGUUUUACUAGCGCGUGACGUCAUUUUAGUAUUCACUAAUCCCAAGCGUUAUCGGUCACGUGCACAAAAAAGGCAAUUCUUUAAUAUUUAAAAAAAAAAGUUACUAAUUAUUUGUUAGUAAUCGAAAAAUCGCUGCUUAUAUUCAUUGGCAUCUGUAUUUAGCCAUUUUUCAUACUUUCAAACAGCAUCUUUAUAGUGUUGCGUUUAUUACAAUUAACAACGUCUCGAGAAGUUAGCUAUCUACUACCAGCGCCAUCUGGAGGAAUUACUGGCCAUGUUCAACCUUAACGGGUAUUAUGAGCCUGGAAAUAUCAGAGAUGAGCAUAAUAUCAAUGCUGUAUAUUUUAUUUCAACUACGAAUAAUAUAUUUCAACUCAAUAAUACUGGGUAAUACAAACCCGGGAACAUUAGAAAUGAACUUAAGUUUUUUGGCGAUGGUUUCAGUCAUAGAAUUUGUUAUGUUUUGCAAAUAUUAAUAAUUUUAGAAGUGAUACCAGGGUGUUGCGUGUUAGGUUGCCAUUUCAAAAGAAAUAAGAGCGGCCAUAUGUUUAUAAAUCCCAUUCUUUUUCCGCACAGACUACAAUGGUAUGGAUCAAAAUGUUUCUAGUUAAAGCUGUUUAUGGGGCAAACUUAGGCAAUGUCUUUUUAAUAAAUUGAAGAUGUGAUAUUAUUAUCCCCACCAAUUAUAUAAAAUAAGCUAUUUUUAAGUGUUCGUGUUACUAUGUAAUACUACAUUUAUGUACAGUUAAAAUAGAAAGUGGUUCAGUUUUUAAAGGUGGAAUUUGUUUGCAUUUGAUUGUGAUAUACAGUUUUCGAUAAUUGUGAUAUGAUUAUAGAAAAUCAUUCUAUGUUUUGUCUAAGAAUGAUUACAGAAUCAUACUUCCGGACACAUCAAGUGGUGUUACCAAUAUGUUUCAACGGUCUGUAGCAAAAAUAUAUGUUUAUGGUUGAACAAUAAUUUAAAAAAGGAACAAACAUACAUAUAUAGACUGUUAAACACAUAACCCUGUCUGCGCGUCGCGCUUCGCGCUCUUGCAUUGCGCAGCCGGGUAAAAACACGAAAAUAUUGUUAAUAAAUCAGCCACAAAACUGCGUAGGUUAUAACUUUUUGUUCAAUGUAACAUUUAAGUUUAGUUAGGGACCGCCAAACUUUAAUUGCUUUAAGGGCCGAUAGAUGUGACCGGAAGUAUAGUUAUGGAGUCGAGAGUAAAAUUAACAUUAGUAUUUAUAUUUUUAUUUUAUUACAACUAUAAUUGCUAUUUCUUCUUUCAAAUGUUUAAUACUUGAAAAGGUAUUUAAUUAACAUUGUGGGUUACCUACAAUGCGAAGAGAUGGCGCUGCUUUACAGCUUAAGAAAGGUUAGAAAGAAUUCGACACGGCCGUCAGGGCCGCGGUAGCAUAAUUGGUCAAUGCACUCGCCGGGAUAGCGAAUGGUGCGGGUUCGAGUCCCGUCUGCUGCCUAGUCCGCGUGGAUUUUUUCCUAGCAAUAUUUUCUUUAGUAUUAAAAAAGGUAAACUUAAGGUGCACUAAAAUUACGAAAUGAAGUAAGAACUAGGUACAUAUAUAAUAAAUAUGAACCUACAUUAACAUGGUCAAUGCAUGAAAACCACUUGUACUAUUAAAUAAUAAUAAUACUCAUUUUUGUUAUAUUAUCAAGUUGUAACUUUAUGUAUGAAAUCUCUGUUGGGUCUUAUUAAAACCAGUUAAUAAAUACACUUUUUAAGGAA